This is a messenger RNA of Vittaforma corneae ATCC 50505, 2214 nucleotides long. RefSeq lists its product as uncharacterized. The transcript has a single exon. Bases 1 to 2214 code for a protein of 737 amino acids. Gene Ontology annotation, molecular function: mannose-ethanolamine phosphotransferase activity. The record is from RefSeq and is a predicted model, not a curated record. Gene Ontology annotation, biological process: GPI anchor biosynthetic process. Gene Ontology annotation, cellular component: endoplasmic reticulum membrane. NCBI's taxonomy places the organism in Eukaryota, Fungi, Microsporidia, Nosematidae.
AUGCUGAAGAACCUCAAAUUAUUCAAAAACCUUGAUUUUCUGAGGAGUGGCAUGUUUAAGACUUUUAUUCUGGUAUGUGCGUCGAUAGUGCUAUUCUAUGCUUCAAUGUUUAGAAUACCUGAGACGUCGCGGGAACGCAGUACCGUGCCUCUGAGCAGGCCCCAGUUCAAAAAGCUGAUUUACUUUGUGAUCGAUGGUCUUAGGUUUGAUGGGUUUGUGCCAACAAACAAAGAGGGGAUCUACUACAACAAUUUUGUGUUCACAAAAGAUCCUGCUGUUCUCAAGACAACGUUCUUUUCGGUUUCCUCCAUUCCGACUGCUACAACCUGUAGGGUCAUCAGCCUUAUGACUGGUGCGCCCAGUAAUCUGAUCGAAGAAGUAAUGACAUUUUUCAUGUCGAAGGUAAGGAUAGAGUCAUUGCCUGAUAAGCUUUCGGACAGGCCAAUGAGGUUUUACGGCGACGAUCUCUGGGUCAAGAGUUUUGAAGCACUAAAAAACAACUCGUUCACGUUUUGCGGAUUUAGUAAAGCCGACUUGGCAACGAACGAGACCAAUCUGGCCGAAAAGGUCAUAAGCGACAAAGACGUUGACAUUAAAUUCAUUCAUACAAUCUCGGUGGAUGCAUUUGGGCAUGUGUAUGGCACAGUGCACCAUGAAAAAGUAAGGGAGGCGCAGGUCAGGGCAGACAAUCUUCUAAGUGAGAUGUACAGAAAUAUGGACGAAGACACUCUGCUUGUGGUAACGUCCGAUCAUGGGGUAACAAACGAAGGCGCACAUGGCGGAAGUUCUAAAUACGAGAUGGCUUCGUUCUGUGGGUUUUACUCUAAAAAACCAAUAUUGGCUCCUGAAAACGGCCUAUCCAGCUCUGGUGAAAAUAUUUACAACUCUGAAUUCAUUCGGAAAUUUUACGACCUUGAUCUUUUCAGUGUCGAAAACGACUGGAUCAGGCCUCAAAACCCAUACAAGAUAAUACACCAAGACGACAUUCUUCCUACCGUUUGCUACUUGCUAGGCAUUCCCGCACCAUUAAAUACAUACGGAAACCUCAUACCCUACCUUGUCGAAGACGACAAUGCUCAAAGAAUUUUAUUUGAGCAAAAGAAAAAACUGCUAUCGGACCUGAAAAAAUUUAAUAAUGAGACUGAUGACUGUUUCAGAGACUACAAAAGCUGCAACUACGAGCUAACAAUGCUGAUAUAUUCAAGAUUGAUGGGAAAGCACCCUUUUCUUGCCUGUCUGGCUGCAAUUUUUGGAGCGGCUGCGCUGUGUCAAAUAUUCGUCCAGCUGGUGAAAUCAGGCGCCUUAACAAAGCAGUUGCUUCCAUCUAUUCCAUUCAUCAUAGCCAUGGUUAUGGUUACUCAUUCGUACUGGUCCUUUGCAUCUGAAGAUGUUGUUUGGUCUGCUGUCUUCCUCCUAACUAACUUUUCAUUUGCUAACCUAAUUUUUGCAAUAUUCUUUUUGAAAACACCCGGAAGGAACUUGUUUGCUGAAGACAGAAUUAACUUGCAUAUUCCAGCCUUCAGGAAUAAGCUAGAGGUGGCCCUGCUGGUUGCAUUGUUUUUUGUAUUCAAAAAUGUGAAGCUGGUGAAAUCUAAGCAUUUAGUGAACGACGAACCUAAUACAGGUGUAGCUAAUUAUAAUCAGGAAUUCAUAAGCAACUGCCUUAGGACACUGCCACAGCUUUGCUAUUUACUCUACUCGCAGAUUGCAAAAAUUGACUACCAGUCCAAGAUAGCCUUUCUUGGUAUUUAUCCCUCUGUUGACUCCUUUUUUAUUGUUCACAUGCCGCCUGCAGUGGCUAUUCUUUUCAUCUACUUCCUUAGAAAUAUCGACUUUAGAAGAACGCAGGCAGCAAAGCACACCCUGCUUGCCUUUUGUCCAUAUCUACUAAAUCUUGAAAAGGUUCAACAGUCCAUCAACUACGAGGUCUUCUUUGCCCUCACAAACAAGUUUGGGUUGGUUUCUAGCGGCCUUGCAGCUCUGGCAUAUUUUGUCAUUCCACGAUAUUAUGUGAUCAGAACAUUUGAAAUUAGCUUGUACGGGAUGUUUCUUAAUCUUGUUUCACUGCUCUUUUGCUUCGUUUGUAGCUGGGUGAUGAAGGAGUCACUUGUUUUCCAGUAUUUCUUUGUUGGAAGAUUGUUGUUUGUGACGAUGUUUUUCAUAGUUGAUGUUCUGGUGGAAGGAGCCAUAGCUUUGAAAAGGACGAAUAAAUGA